Messenger RNA from Aspergillus vadensis CBS 113365, 1744 nucleotides. Its product is annotated as cation:proton antiporter. Gene Ontology annotation, molecular function: antiporter activity. The transcript is spliced from 7 exons. Gene Ontology annotation, cellular component: membrane. Gene Ontology annotation, biological process: proton transmembrane transport. The coding region runs from base 90 to 1604 and encodes 504 amino acids. The record is from RefSeq and is a predicted model, not a curated record. Lineage: Eukaryota; Fungi; Ascomycota; Eurotiomycetes; Eurotiales; Aspergillaceae.
AAGCAAUUGUUCGCCAGGUACAUUGAUUCUGUUGGGUAACAUUUCUCUCGCAGUCCUUAUCGAUCGACUAGUACCUGAUUAGUCAAGCUAUGGCAGGCAGCUUUUUCCCAUAUCACGAGCCAGGGAUUGUACAAAUCUUGAUCAUCAUCUCCUUCUUUUUCAUCUUAUCUUUGUCGGAAUGGGCAUCCGCUAAGAUUAUCCGUGCGGGCAUCAUUGGUCAAAUUGCAGUUGGCAUUGUGUAUGGGAAACCCCUUGCCGAUAUUCUCGAAGACGAUUGGGAGACAACAUUUCUUGCCCUGGGAUAUGUAGGCUUGAUCCUUAUUAUAUUUGAAGGAGGUCUUAGCGCUCGCAUUGACCUUUUGAAGGCAAACUUGGUGCCGAGCAUGCUCGGUGCUGCCACGGGUGUCUGCUUUCCUAUAGGCCUAUCUUACCUCCUUCUUUAUCUCGGAUUUGGAUAUGGUGCUGUCGAAACCUUUAUUAUCGGGGCAGCCCUAUCGGCUACGUCGUUAGGCACGACGUUCGCGGUCAUUUCUUCAGCUUCCGGUACUGUAGAUCUCGCCCAGACACGGGUUGGCUCCGUUUUGAUUAGCGCAGCUGUUAUCGACGACGUUGUCGGCCUGGUUAUGGCUAGCGUCAUAGGAAAAUUAGGUCAGCUCGAGGGCGGCAACGACGUGAAUCUUGGCUGGCUUAUUGGACGUCCAAUAGUGGCAUCAAUUGCGAUGGCAACCGCCACGCCAAUUGUGACAAAGUUCUUUUUCGCCCCGAUCUUCCGGCGGUAUAUUGAGGAUUACUUUGCACGAUAUGAUCAUAUAUCUAAUAUUAUAUUGAUGAUCCUAUCUCUGUCUGCAUUUAUAAGCAUUGCAGCAUACACCGGCACAUCAGUUCUCUUUGGUGCAUUCUUAGCCGGGACAUUUCUUACAUAUAUACCGAGCAAGCAUCCAGAGGGACCCUUUGUCGUUAUGAGCCGUGAAGAGGGAGAGCGCUUCGCAGAUAAGAGUCCUACGUUUGUGCACACUUUCGAGAGAUACCUCAUGGAUAUUCAAAAGUAUCUCAUGGAGCCACUAUUCUUCGCGAGUAUCGGGUUUGCCAUUCCUUUUGUGCAGCUCUGGACGGGUAAACGGAUAUGGAGGGGCGUCAUUUUCACACUUCUCAUGGUGUUCGGAAAGCUUAUCGUUGGGGUAUGGCUACCACUAUGGACUUGGUGCCCUUUUAAUUCGCUAUUCCGGCGAAUUAAAGUCUGCAGCCCGAGGAAGAGCAGUGCUGGGGGAGAAGUUCAUACGACCCAAGGGAGUGAGGAGAAGAGAAGGAAACCGGGGACCAUCUGGCUUUCGGCAAUGUUGCUGGGCUCCGCCAUGGUAGCUCGGGGUGAAAUUGGUCUGUUAAUUGUUGAGAUCGGGUACAAUGAGACAGCGUAUGUCAGCGAGGAUGGUUUUAUUACGGCGGUCUGGGCAAUCUUGCUCAAUACCAUCCUUGGGCCCGCAACGGUGGGUAUUCUUGUCAAAUUCUACGGCAAGCGUAUAGGAAACGGCGAAUGGGGUUUACAAGAUUCUGUGGCACCGGGAGAGGGGUCACACAUUAGCUCUCAAGUUGUAUCAUCAGCAUGAACAAUAUUGGACUACUCCCGCGUGACAAUAUAAACAUUCGUCUUCCAAGGUCUCCUGUCCACUACCUGUCACCUUUUACGUAGUUGACACGUAUAUUCCGCAUAUAUUCACUAGAACAAGACGUGGGGAAAGGAAAUUUG